AUGAAAACGACAUCAACAGAAGCGCUGGAAGUGGCACUCUGCAUUCUACCUCUAAGAUUGACUGUCAUCAGCGCUGCCAAACUUACAGCNUAUAGACUAAGGUGUCAAGAGGAAUGGAGAAAUUUUGGAAUCCAGCCGGGCACUCAUGCAUGGUUUACUGAUGGAUCUGGAGCAAACGGCUGCUAUGGAGCAAACAUCUACUGUCCAGGAUCAAAUCACAGAGAGUUUUUCUCUCUGAGUAAAUUGGCCACGGUCUUUCAAGCGGAAGUCCUGGCCAUUCUGGAAUGUGCAAAACUCCUACUCUCAAGAAAAACAAAAACCAGGAGGAUCACUAUCUAUAUGAAUAGCAAAGCAGCCAUAGGAGCUCUUGCCAAGACCACCACUGAAUCUUCAGUGGCUUGGGACUGUAUGCAAGCUCUAAACAGAUUAGGCAAGCAAAACAACAUCACGCUUGUCUGGGUACCUGGCCACCAAGGUAUCCAAGGCAAUAAAGUGGAUGAUAGUUUGGCAAAACUGGGUAACUUAGAAGAACCAGGCUGCCAAAUAGUUGGAGUUUCCUUUGCAACAGAGAAAAACCAUAUCAAAAACUGGCCGAAAAGGGAGCACAGGAUCUCUUGGGAGAUACUAAAGAGCUGCCGCCAAGCUAAGGCCCUGACGACUCAGCCAUUGCCAAGUAGGACAAAGGAACUACUGACAAUGAGUAAGUACAGACAAAGACUGUGCAUAGGUCUCCUCACAGGACAUUGGGCCUUCAAGGCACAUCUAUUCAACUUAGGCCUAGUUGAGGAGAGUAGUUGUAGAUUUUACGGCAAAGAGAGGGAGGGCAGCGUGCACAUAUUGUGUCGCUGCCCGUCUCUAGCACUCAAAAGAUUCAGAUCCUUGGGCUCCAU
Molecule: messenger RNA, 890 nt
Organism: Pseudomyrmex gracilis
Lineage: Eukaryota; Metazoa; Arthropoda; Insecta; Hymenoptera; Formicidae
Exons: 2
Molecular function (GO): RNA-DNA hybrid ribonuclease activity; nucleic acid binding
Source: RefSeq, a predicted model, not a curated record